AGGACUUUGUUUAUAGAGACAGAGAGAGAGAGAGAGAAAGAGAGAGCCACAGCGGGAGGGCAGCGAAACCUGGAGAAAUUUCCAUCGCUGACCAAGACUCUGGGCCCAUAGGCCUGGGCGGUUGGGGGCCGAGGGAGGACCGAGCGCUUUAGCCGGAACCACAAAGUCCAAGCCCAGAGUAGCCACCUUUUCCUUUGCCGGAACAGAAGGAGUCCGAGCCCGGCUCCCCGCAGGAGAUCAUGGCCAGGAGAAUCGCCAUCAUCGGAGCCGGGGUCAGCGGGCUCAGCUCCAUCAAGUGCUGCCUGGAGGAGGGGCUGGAGCCCACCUGCUUCGAGAGGACCCAGGAUAUCGGGGGGCUCUGGAGGUUCGAGGAGAAACCCGAGGAUGAGAGGGCCAGUAUCUACAGGUCAGUGGUCAUCAACACGUCCAAGGAGAUGAUGUGCUUCAGCGACUACCCUAUCCCUGCGGACUUUCCCAACUACAUGCACAACUCCAAGAUCAUGGAGUACUUCAGGAUGUACGCUGAUGCCUUCGACCUCCUCAAACACAUCCGUUUCCAGACCACCGUGUGCAGCGUCAAGAAGCGGCCGGACUUCUCCACCUCAGGCCAGUGGGAGGUGGUCACCGAGUCAGCCGGGAAGCAGGAGUCGAGCAUCUUUGACGGGGUCAUGGUGUGCAGUGGCCACCACACCUUCCCCCACCUGCCCCUGGAGUGUUUCCCUGGCAUUGAGCACUUCAGAGGCCGAUACCUCCACAGCCGCGAAUACAAGAGCCCUCAGUCCUUUGCGGGGCAGAGGGUCGUCGUGAUCGGCCUGGGGAACUCUGGCGGGGACCUGGCAGUGGAGAUCAGCCAGGUUGCCAAGCAGGUCUUCUUGAGCACCAGACGGGGUGGGUGGAUCCUGAACCGGGUUGGAAACAAUGGCUACCCCACAGAUGUUGUUAUUUACACCCGCUUCAACUUGGCCAUCAAGCAGUUCUGUACCUACUCCAUAAUGAACUUUUGGCUGGAGAAGAAGUUGAACUCAAGGUUCAACCACGAAAUGUACGGACUGAAGCCCAGACACAGACCUCUGAGUCAGCAUCCGAUGGUCAACGACGACCUGCCCAAUCGCAUCAUCUCCGGCCGAGUCCUGGUCAAGGCCAACGUGACGGGGUUCACGGAGACGGCCGUGCUCUUUGAGGACGGCACCAGAGAGGAGGACAUUGACGUGGUCAUCUUCGCCACUGGCUACAGCUUCGCCUUCCCCUUUUUGGAGGACUCGAUCCGUGUGGUCAAGAACAAGGUCUCCUUGUAUCGCCACGUCUUCCCUCCGCAGCUGGAGAAGCCCACGCUGGCUUUCAUCGGCCUCAUCCAGCCGCUGGGGGCCAUCAUGCCCAUUUCCGAACUCCAGGGCCGCUGGGCCACCCAGGUGUUCCAAGGGCUGAAGACGCUGCCUACUGAGAGUGAGAUGCAGGCAGAGAUCACCAGGACCAGAACAGAGAUGGAACACAGGUACGUGGAGAGCCAACGCCACACUAUCCAGGUGGAUUACAUGGAGUACAUGGAGGAGCUGGCCGACCUGGUGGGCGUGAGACCCCGGCUGCUGCGCCUGGCCCUCACCGACCCCAGGCUGGCCCUGGAGAUGUACUUUGGGCCCUGCACCCCGCUCCAAUACCGCCUGGAGGGGCGGGGAAAGUGGGAGGGGGCUCGUCUGGCCAUCUUGGGCCAGGGGGAGAGAAUCAUCAAGCCCCUUCAAACCAGGAGCCUCAGUCCCGAUGGGCCCAGCACCUCAGGUGUGACCCUGCUCAAGGUGGGGCUGGCCGUGGCCAUCUUGGCCUUCAUCCUGGUGUACAUGUAGCCAGCCCAGGCCGGGCGGUGGGGGAGAAGGGACGCGUGCCUGGGUCUGUCCCCAUUUCCCCUGAGGGACCUAGAACACAAGCGCCCCUCCCGCCUCUCCCUCUAUAAAAAACAAAAGAAUUAUUUUUUUGCAUAUAAAAGAAAUGGGGAUUGGGCAAAAUCGGAAACUACAAUCACUGGGGUCGAUUUCUCUGGCAGCUAAUAACAGGGCGGUGCCAAUAUCGGGCCAAAGGAGUGGGAAAUCUAAUCCGGGCAUCGAAUACAGAUCCCACCCACCAGUUCU
Ornithorhynchus anatinus (platypus) is the source of this 2120-nucleotide messenger RNA. RefSeq names its product flavin containing dimethylaniline monoxygenase 5 (gene FMO5). The record is from RefSeq and is a predicted model, not a curated record. Lineage: Eukaryota; Metazoa; Chordata; Mammalia; Monotremata; Ornithorhynchidae. The transcript has 8 exons. Bases 240 to 1838 code for a protein of 532 amino acids. Gene Ontology annotation, molecular function: NADP binding; flavin adenine dinucleotide binding; N,N-dimethylaniline monooxygenase activity.